AUGGAGGAUCGCAAGGAGAGAAAUGCACCAUGGCUGUCUGUGCCCCAGUUUGGGGACUGGGAUCAAAAGGAAGCAUUGCCCGACUACUCCAUGGAUUUCACAAAAUUAAGAGAAAAUAGGAAGCAGAACAAGAGGGACCCGUCGAGGGCAAGUCUUGGAAAUGAAGAAGAGCUUGUCUCCACAAACACCAGAACUUCUAACAUUGCUCAAAAUGUUCAUCACGACUAUCAUCAGAACCAUUCCCCGACGGCGAGGAGGAGCAUAUUCCGCUACUUCAACUGCUGCGCCAAGGCUUGA
Messenger RNA from Striga hermonthica, 297 nucleotides. Lineage: Eukaryota; Viridiplantae; Streptophyta; Magnoliopsida; Lamiales; Orobanchaceae. The record is from the annotation of a GenBank genome assembly.